Artibeus jamaicensis (Jamaican fruit-eating bat) is the source of this 1101-nucleotide messenger RNA. RefSeq names its product ankyrin repeat domain 34C (gene ANKRD34C). The record is from RefSeq and is a predicted model, not a curated record. Gene Ontology annotation, molecular function: protein binding. Lineage: Eukaryota; Metazoa; Chordata; Mammalia; Chiroptera; Phyllostomidae.
AUGGACAACACGGAGCUGAGGACCAAUGGACCCUCACUGUUAAAGGUGGUGCAGCUGGGGAGACUGAGGCUGACCAGGCACCUCCUGGAAGGGGCUUAUGUCAACGAGAGCAAUGACAAAAGCGAAACAGCCCUCAUGGCAGCAUGCAUCACCAAACAUGCGGACCAGCAAAGCACCAGCAAGUCCAAGAGGGAGUACCUGCUGGACCAGGACAAGUCUGGCAGGCCUGCUCUCAUCCAUGAGUGCCUCAGGAGAGCUGGGGGCGAAGUGGUCUCCUUGCUGCUGGAGAACAGAGCAGACCCCAGCCUCGAGGACUGCACUGCCUCUGCUCUGGUUUCUGCAAUCAGUGCUGAUGAUGAGGAUGCGUCCAGACAUCUCACUGAUGCCUGCAAAGCCAAAGGGAAGGAGAUAGACAAAUCGUCCUCAGGCACUAAAACCCCCAAACAGUAUCUUAACGCCCCUCCUUCACCUACAGUGGAAGGUGGACAGUCACUCUCAGAUACAGAACUGAUGUCUCCAGGCCUGGGCUCCCCACCCCGCGAGAAGGAAAGUAACUUCUUCAGCCUCCAAGCAGGGCAUCCAAGUGUUUACGACACCUCCAAGGCCGUCAGUGAGCCCGAGUCACCUGCCAGGAACAUCGGGAACCUGAAAAGGGCCCGCAUGUCCCAACUGAAGAGGCUGCAGUCUGAACCCUGGGGGAGCCUGGUCAUGCCGUUGGUGCAGGCGGAGACGGGUGGUGCCAGCACAGACGCCAAGGUCAGAGAGAGCAUCAAUAACGUGGCCUUCCCCAAGAGGUGGCCCCUCUCCAGAACCAGCAGUAUUGACAGCAAAGACCCCAGUCCCUUCCCCACAGGUACAGAGCAGGUUCGGAAGAUCCCAGCCUCUGCGGCAGUGGCAUGGGGGGCAGCCUAUGAGAAAGGUCAGGCGUCCCACCUGCGUCUGGCCAGGAGAGAAACUCUCCCUGUUGACCAAGAGAACACAUCUCCGGGCACAACACCGCCUCCGUCGACCACCGCUGCCAAUUAUAGGUGGAAGUACGCCAAGAACAGCGGGGCCACAGGGAUGUGUGUGUCUGGCUGGCUAGCGAGGCUCUCCCACUAA